CACUUUAAAGAUUCAUAUUUUCACAGUUGCAUGGUCUGUUUGAUCGUAGUUUGGUGUGUACUGUUUUAGUGAAAGGAAGUGAAUUAUGUUUCGGGUGCAGCAGGUACUUGAGGUCCUUUUGGAACUGUGAAAGUAAGCAAAACAACCAUAAACAAAGUACGACUUCGGACAAUAACGUAUAUUGUUUUCAUUUAGACUUUUGUGAAGAGUCUUUUGGUGUAGGAAAGGCACUACAGUACCUAUAAUGCAUCAAAUUAAAAGUGAUCAAGCUAUCUGUGUUCAAAGAAACUGUGUUUUUCCUUAAUAAACCUUAUCAACUGUCAUCCAGCAGGUCUUAAUCCUUUCCCAUCAGGACUCUAAGAAGCCUGCGGAUCUCCUGAGCUGGAAAAGCCAUGUUCCCGGUCCAUCGACACACCUUCAGGGCAGCUAAGCUGCUUCUCGGGACUCUGAUCUUUCUCCAGGCUUGCAGUUGUGCUUUGAGCUCCAGUGGUGAGACAUGUUACUCCAGACAGCAUCGAGACACCAUUGUGAAUGUGCGCAAGGCUCGAGAUCAUCAAAAGAUCAUAAUGGAUGUCAGGAAGAAAGAGGCAGAAAGAGACUGUAUCCUAGCCUGUUGCUCGCAGGAGCUAAAACCAGGUAUAAAGUGCAACAUGGUGAUGUAUAAGCCAUCAAGCCAAGAUGGUAUUGAGAACUGCUACCUGAUUCAUUGUGAAACUGAGCAGGACUGUCCUCUAAUGUCAGCCAAUCCUGGGACUAACACUUAUGAUAUAUUCAAAGGUUUGACACACCCUUCUGCAAAAGGAAAGGACAGAGUACCCACAAUGCCCAUUAUGAUGACAAAACAACCUACUACUACUCAAUCUACAUCAACAACCAUGAACCCAACAACUACAACAACCACAACCCAGCCCACCACCACAACAAGUACUACGCAGUCCUCUACAACCACAGGUCUGACUACAGCAACCACUUCCACUAUAGCGCCCACAGAGCUGGCAAUUAUCCUCCUUACGAUGCCUGUUGAAACCAUGACAACCACUACAUCAACUACAACAACAACUACACAAUCAACAACUACAACCACAAACGUACCUUCCACAGCAAGCACCACCACAACAACAACACAUCCAGUCCAACCAACACAGCCACCCUCAUAUCCAAUCAGACCUUCCAAAAAGCAGAUCCGGCCACCAAAAACAGGAGAGUCCCAUGAGAAAUCCAAUGCUAAAGUAAUUGAGAUUCUAACCUUACAGAAACAAGCCACACAGAAAACUAUGGUACUUUCUACGACUACCACUAGUGCAUCUACUACUACAACCACAACUACUACUCCUUCUACGACCACAACAACUAGUCCCACUACGACCACAACAACUAGUCCCACUACGACCACAACAACUAGUCCCACUACGACCACAACAACUAGUCCCACUACGACCACAACAACUAGUCCCACUACGACCACAACUAUUAGUCCCACUACGACCACAACUACUAUUCCCACUACGACCACAACUACUAGUCCCACUACAACUACUACAACCACUACAACUACAUCCACAACUACCAGUGAAAGGACAACUAUAGUCGUUGUAGAGAUGGAGAAUGAUCUGAAAAAUGGAGAUUCAGGCCCUGACUCUCCAGCAGUAGCCUCUGCCUCGGAUAAGGCUAAGGAGUCACAUUUGAUGUGGAAGAAUAGCCUGGCUUUGGUGGUCGUGCUCACGCUCAUCAUUCUCAUGUUUGCCGUGGCCGUCGUGUUCCGCAGAGCCAUGGAAUCCUUUGACAGGAGACACUACACUAGACUGGAGCUCAACGACCUUCACUAUGAGAUCUAAAGCUCAACCAAAUCCUUGAUGAUCAAAGAGACAAUGCCAUUCAAUUUGGAAAUGUAUUUUUUUUCCCCUGUCAGCUCACUAAAACAGAAUAUUUUGAUAUGUAGGACAUUUUGUGUUGAGAAAAGUCACAAGUUCCCCGCUCAAGAUGCUGAAGAGAGGUAACAAGAUGGAGACUGAGAAAGAGUUUAGGGUUAUGGGGAAUGAAAAGCAAUACAAAGACCUCAGGAAGCUUCAAAAUUUAGGACUAAAAUACUGUUGGACGUUCUUUGCAAUGGCAAUGCAUUAGUCAUUAACAUUUCCUCUGUGUAAGACCAGUCAAUCAGUAAUUAAGCUGUUAUGAGAACAGCUGCAAAAUCAAAUCACUCCUUUCAGAGGCUUCAUUUGUUCGAUCACUUUGGCUUGUUUGUGUAUGAUUUGAUUUAGGUAUGAAGUUAAACCAUGCUACUAAUACUGUAUGCUACAGUACUCCAGCCCUUUAGUCAAAAAUACUACUCAGUUGCCGAUCAGAUUAAACAUAUUCAGUUUUUGUUUGGGAUAUAGUACAAUUUGUGUGAUUAAUGCCUUUAUUGCAGGGCGUUAAUAAAGAAAUAAAAGAUAAGAUAGACUGGAAAAGAUGGUUCUGUUUUUCAGACUUUCACAGGCGCCUUCAGAUGGCCAUAUCCAUUCAGGACUGUUGCUUCCUUUACUGAAAAACAACUGCUUGCCAAACUGUAUUUACUUGCUGUACAUCGAAUCUUUAUUUUAUUUUCCACUAUGUUGUACUGAUGUAUUUACAUUUAUUACACCGCUUCCAUAGGAAAGUCUCCGAAUCAGUGUCCAGAUUGUGCUGCACUUCUGUUUUGUGUCUAAACAAAUACUACUUCUUGGUGGUAAAUUACACUGGAUGUGCACUAUUUUCACGUAUGAAUACUUUCUUAAUGAGCAGGUAUACGAGUGUGCAGACGUGUGUGAGGUGGUCUACUCUAGCUAACUGUAACACUUGCUAAGAGCAUGCAUGGUAAAUAUCAUUUGCAAUAUUUGCUGUGUUCCAGUAUGGGUUUUAACACGCUUUUCGUCGACUUCCACUGAUUAUUUGGGAACGUGUAUCAACUAAGUAAUUCGACUUGCAGCACUAGACAGUGGCUGUUCAACUAAAGCAUAAAUCUAAUAUUAUACUUAUUAAAGUAUACUUACUUAUUAUAAACAUCUCCAUCCAUUUAAAGGAGUUUGCAAAGCUGACCGGACAAGUUCUGCUCCCGUAACAUAGAUAUUGACACAACUCCUAUGGGGCUCAAACUUCAACUAAUGAAGUGCUACAUUGGGCCUCAUGAUGGCGAUUCAGAUGAAGAAGUGAAGUCAAACCAGGCUUGUCACACACUGGAUUAAAACGCACCUUUCAUACACCAAAACAUUGAAUUAGCUGUAAUUGCAAUUUUUGACCAAAGGUGGUAGCAGUCACUCAGUUGAACCUACAGCCACCUUCCUGCUCCUGUGCUCCACUUUAAGGAACUCUGUUUAGUUACACAAAUCUUUUCAUGUUUUUCUUGACUUGCUUUUUGUAUUUUCUGUAUAUAUAAGAUGGUGAUGG
Molecule: messenger RNA, 3402 nt
Organism: Neoarius graeffei (lesser salmon catfish)
Lineage: Eukaryota; Metazoa; Chordata; Actinopteri; Siluriformes; Ariidae
Gene: mansc1
Product: MANSC domain containing 1
Exons: 3
Coding region: 393-1835 (480 amino acids)
Source: RefSeq, a predicted model, not a curated record